Molecule: messenger RNA, 804 nt
Organism: Ilex paraguariensis (yerba mate)
Lineage: Eukaryota; Viridiplantae; Streptophyta; Magnoliopsida; Aquifoliales; Aquifoliaceae
Source: the annotation of a GenBank genome assembly
AUGGUGUUCCAAUGGCAUCUCUUAGUCUUCUCUCUCCUCUCCUUGUUCUUCUUCAUUGUCUUCCUUCUCAAAUGGUUUUUCAAUACUCCAAAAACCCAAGAAAACCUACCUCCUUCCCCACCUAAGCUUCCAAUUAUUGGAAACCUUCGCCAGAUUGGGUUAUUACCUCACCGCUCGCUCCGAGCAUUAGGUCAACGUUAUGGCCUACUCAUGCUGCUUCACCUCGGCGGUGUACCAGUGCUCAUAGUCUCCUCAGCGAAUUCGGCCCACGAAAUCAAGAAAUCCCAUGACCUGAUAUUCUCAAACAGACCCAAAUCAAGCAUUGCCAAUAGACUUCUCUAUGACUCUAAGGACAUAGCAUUUGCUUCUUAUGGAGUGUAUUGGAGACAGGUGAAAAGCAUAUCUGUGCUCCAACUUUUAAGUAACAGGAGGGUUCAGUCAUUCAAAAACGUCAGAGAAGAAGAAACAGCACUUAUGAUUCAGAAAAUUAGGCAGAACUGUUCUUCUUCUUCUGCUUCAGUAGUGAAUUUGAGUGAGAUAUUAUUUUCACUUACAAAUGAUGUGGUUUGUAGGGUGGCGUUGGGAAGAAAGUACAGUGGAGGGGGAGAGGUUAUGGAAUUGUUGGGGGGUUUUGUGCAAUUAUUGGGUGUUUUUAAUGUUGGGGAUUGUAUCCCAUGGCUUGGGUGGGUGACUCGUGUAAAUGGUUUGGAUGCUAAAAUAAUCUCUUUCAGGAAAAGCCACUUUUCGGGCCUACAAAAUAUAAUAACAUGUUUUAUAUCUGACAGAGAUGCUUGUGAAAAUUAA